This is a messenger RNA of Spathaspora passalidarum NRRL Y-27907, 1452 nucleotides long. It is a transcript of the gene CRZ2, whose product is annotated as Crz2p. Gene Ontology annotation, biological process: regulation of transcription by RNA polymerase II. The transcript has a single exon. Gene Ontology annotation, molecular function: DNA-binding transcription factor activity, RNA polymerase II-specific; RNA polymerase II cis-regulatory region sequence-specific DNA binding. Lineage: Eukaryota; Fungi; Ascomycota; Pichiomycetes; Serinales; Debaryomycetaceae. The record is from RefSeq and is a predicted model, not a curated record. The annotation marks the transcript as partial.
CAUUAUUUGAAUAGGAUUUAAUUUAUUAAUAUAUUUUUAUUUUGGAUUGCUUAUAGAUAAAUCUUACUGCCGUAGAGAAUAAUUAAUUGCUACAAUGCUAACAAUGUUCAACUACAACUCAUACUAUAAUUCCAAUAAUGGUAUGCCACAAACCGAUCCGCAUAAACAACCACCACAACCUUUGCAACCACUGCAACUGCAUCAACAACAAAUGCCAAACGUGCAAUAUAUCCAAACACAACAAAAUCAACUGAUUCUUCAAGGCCAGAAGCAACAAGCACCUCAGCUUCCACAACAAAACCAAGCACUUCCUUCUAUAUUUGCUAGUUUACCACAACAAGAGUCAGUAUCUGCCAAUACCAAUAUUAGUUCAAGUGCGGUACCUGCACAAUUCAUGGCAUAUUCGGCAUCUGUCCCACAACUACCACCAACACCAUUUUCUUAUGAUUACUCCUCCAACCAAUACAAUGGUGCGAACAGUGCCAACGGCUAUUCCCAACAACCACGCCCAUACUCUGCCCUCCCUAUUCCACAAGCUGGAGGUUAUAGUGCUUACUAUCAAUACAAUAAUGCUGCUGUCAACGGUUCACAGGCAGCUUUACCAGUAUUACCUUCUAAUAGCCAAAGAUAUCCACUUAGUCCAUUAUCUGGACAAUCAGAUAACAAUAGUACUGUUGGUAAAUCACUGGCAACAUCCCUGAAAGGUUCUUCAACUUCUCCCCCAGAUAUUGACUAUUCUUCUCUUGUCUCGUAUACUAUCUCCCGUUCUAUACGAAGAAAAAGAAGAAAAAAGGCAACCGACGCCACACCCUUAAACCCUGUUGAAUCCUUCCCCUGUGAAGUGUGUAACAAGGUGUUUCAAAAGCACUACAAUUUGAAAUCACAUAUGAAGACCCAUUCCACCGAAAAACCAUUUAAAUGUAGUCAUUGUUUCAAAACCUUUGCUAGAUCCCAUGAUAAAAAGAGACAUGAACUUUUACAUAACGGGAUAAAAAAUUUCAAAUGUGAGGGUUAUUUACAAGACGGUGUAACCAAAUGGGGAUGUGGUAAGAAGUUUGCUAGAAGUGACGCAUUAUCUCGUCAUUUCAGAACUGAAACUGGUUGGCUUUGUAUUAGGCCCUUGAUGGACGAAGCCAAACGGUUAGAGGAUGCAGGAAUAAGUUCCUCGAUUAGUGUUCCUGUCGCUGCUGGUGCUAUAAUUCCAAGCUCUUCUUCUGUGAGUACUAGUAUCGCUUCUACUAACUCUACAAACUCCAGAUCACCUAAUGGGGAAGAAUAUUAUGACAACACUUCGCUCAUAAAGAAGUUGAUACAAGGUAAAUAGUAGCUGGCUGGUAAUUUUAUGUAUAAAUAUAUUUGGUUCUUCUUUUCUGUGUCAUUCCUUUGUUGUUUACUAGUUUGAUAUAGCGUUUUAAUUAUUUAGUAUGGGAUACUUAAUGCAUGAUAAAACCC